CAUUUGGGGGAUAUCUGUACUGUCCUGACAUUUGGGGGAUAUCUGUACCGUUCUGACAUUUGGGGGAUAUCUGUACUGUUCCGACAUUUGGGGGAUAUCUGUCCUGUCCUGACAUUUGGGGGAUAUCUGUCCUGUCCUGACAUUUGGGGGAUAUCUGUCCUGUCCUGACAUUUGGGGGAUAUCUGUCCUGUCCUGACAUUUGGGGGAUAUCUGUACUGUUCUAUCAUUUGGGGGAUAUCUGUCCUGUCCUGACAUUUGGGGGAUAUCUGUCCUGUCCUGACAUUUGGGGGAUAUCUGU
Messenger RNA from Staurois parvus, 298 nucleotides. The record is from the annotation of a GenBank genome assembly. NCBI's taxonomy places the organism in Eukaryota, Metazoa, Chordata, Amphibia, Anura, Ranidae.